AUGGAUCGUGGAACCGACCCAAGACGUUCGUCAGACUACAGAACCUACCGCUCAAAUUCGUAUACUUCGGAACGUGAUGGCAGCACAUAUUCUACGUCGUCUCACUAUUCCUCCUCCAACAGGAAUUACGUGAGUGGUAGUGGAGUUGGUGGCAGCAGCUCAACAAACAGCAGUAACGAUUACCAUUCGCGAGACCCUCCUUUACCACCGCCUCCUGUUUCUCGGUACGCCGAACGUGAAGAUCCACCCUAUACCGCAUUUCGAGGGCAAGUGCCCUCAUAUUUGAUGUCGUCGUCGUCAUCCUCGAGGGAUACAAGACCUCCUUUACCACCUAAUCCGCCACCCCCUCCAUAUGAUCGAAGAACUCCAUAUCCACCAUUAUAUACACAUGGUCGUAGUAACUCCUCCUCUAGCAUUGGUGGAAGUGGACAUCAUCAUCGUCCUCAUAAUAAUUAUUAUACGCCGGUACGACCGGUGCCGCUUCCACCAAUCGCGCCAGAACAAGAGGAGAAGCUCGCUCGAUAUCGUCAAGAGUCUGCGAGGCUGAAUGAAGCUGCUGAAAAACUCAAUGAAAGUGUCAAAAAAGCAAAAUGGGAGGUAACUAAAGCACAGUGGAUGGUCGACAAGGAGAUUCACAAGACUCAGACUACGAUUCAACAAAUUGAACGACUUGGCCCACUCGAAGUUCCUGAACAGCCGGUGAUCGACGGUCUUCCGUUGCUUCUGUAG
Ambispora leptoticha is the source of this 729-nucleotide messenger RNA. NCBI's taxonomy places the organism in Eukaryota, Fungi, Glomeromycota, Glomeromycetes, Archaeosporales, Ambisporaceae. The record is from the annotation of a GenBank genome assembly.